Molecule: messenger RNA, 1086 nt
Organism: Linderina pennispora
Lineage: Eukaryota; Fungi; Kickxellomycota; Kickxellomycetes; Kickxellales; Kickxellaceae
Product: Pre-mRNA-splicing factor RBM22
Exons: 1
Coding region: 39-1055 (338 amino acids)
Cellular component (GO): U2-type catalytic step 2 spliceosome; U2-type catalytic step 1 spliceosome; Prp19 complex
Molecular function (GO): metal ion binding; pre-mRNA binding; U6 snRNA binding
Source: RefSeq, a predicted model, not a curated record
UCUCUUGACUUCCAAUCCGUAUAUUUUCAACAAUUAUUAUGUCGAAGAACGAAUCGCUGCAGACGUGGGAGGAUUCCGAGUUUCCGAUUCUGUGCGAGACGUGUCUGGGCGAGAACCCGUACGUGCGGAUGACGAAGGAGCGGUUCGGCAAGGAGUGCAAGGUAUGCGCCAAGCCGUUCACAGUCUUCCGGUGGCUGCCGGGCCGCGGGAUGCGGUACAAGAAGACUGAGAUCUGCCAGUCGUGUGCCAAGCUGAAGAAUGUCUGCCAGACAUGCAUUCUGGACCUGGAGCACGGGCUGCCGGUGCAGGUGCGCGACUCGGCGCUGGGCCUUGAGGAUGCGGCGCCGCGCGACGACAUCAACCGCCGGCACUACAUGGAGAACCAGGCGCGCACAGACACACCGUUGGACUUUUCCGGGCGGGCAAACCCGGCCGGCCGCGAGAUGCUGAAGCGCAUGGCGCGACGCGGGCCGUACUACGAGCGCAACAAGCCGCACCUGUGCUCGUUUUUCGCCAAGGGCACGUGCACGCGCGGCAACGAGUGCCCGUACCGGCACGAGCUGCCCAAGGCCGACGGCGAGCUGGCCAAGCAGAACAUCAUCGACCGGUACCAUGGCACCAACGAUCCCGUGGCCAAGCGCAUGCUGGCGCGCAGCUCCGCAAAGGUCGAUGGCCUGGCGCCGCCCGACGACAAAAGCAUUGCGUCGCUGUUCCUGGUCGGCCUUACCGCUGAGACCUCGGCUGAUGACAUCAAGGGGUAUUUCUAUGCGUACGGCGAGGUCAAGAGCGUCAACGUGGUGCCUGCCAAGGGCUGUGCCUUUGUCAACUUCAAGACGCGUGCAGGCGCCGAGGCUGCUGCGCAGGCGGUGAUCGGCGGGUGCGUGAUCGGGGGCAAGUCGAUCAGGGUUGCGUGGGGGCGCGCCCGACCCAAGGGCCCCCGAGCUGACGCGCCCAAGCCGACAACAGCCGGCGCUCCGCCGCCACCACCCGGUAGCACCCGUGCGAUGGCAUAUCCCAGCCAGGAUCCAACAGCGCAGGGUGCACAGCCGAAAUGAAACUGGAUGUGUGUGUGGUUGCAGGAUUCCG